AUGUCUAUAGGAGUAAAGUCUGAAAAUAUUUUUAAGGUAAAGAAUACUAUUAAGUCUCCUGAGAAAGGCGAGGAGGAUCUGGAGAAGAAAGAAUAUAUAGGCAGACCAAUUAAGAUCAAAAUUAGUGCGGAAGAAGAUUUUACUUCUAGUUUCCUUAAAAUGCCAG
Molecule: messenger RNA, 166 nt
Organism: Acaulospora morrowiae
Lineage: Eukaryota; Fungi; Glomeromycota; Glomeromycetes; Diversisporales; Acaulosporaceae
Source: the annotation of a GenBank genome assembly